AUGCCAGCUGGGCUGGCGUUGCGGGAGCUGGAGACGCGCUUUGGCACCGGGCUGCUCUACCCGUACUACAUCCUCGUGCUGCAGCAGAUGGUGCUCGCCGUGCCCGGCACGCCGCGUCAAAACAUCACGGGGGCGUUCUUUGCGAAUGGCGAGCCGGUGCCGUUUGAGCUCGUCCGGAUGGCGUUUGACGCGGGCACGUCCUUCUCCAACACCACCACCGGGGGGCACUUGCGCUCCCUCAUCGAGACAUUCUUCACCAAGGACGGCGAUGCGACCUUCCUCUACGUAAUCAAGGGAGACCCCUUUGGCGACGUCUCGCGCAGGUGGCUGCACGAGGCGCGGUCCUACCUCGAGGAGGUGUCCCAGGCGGGCGGCUACGAGUGGCAGAUUGCCGGCAUGGGCGCCGUCACCAUAGACACGCAGGACUCCGUCCUCGCCGCGUUUCCGCUCGUCAUCGGCACGACUGCCCUCACUGUCUUCUGCUUGCUCGGCUGCGCCUUUGGGUCGGUGCUGGUGCCGAUGCGCUCUGUGCUGACGACGGCGUGCACGCUCGUCUUUGUCUACGCGACGUUGCAGAUCGUGCAGGGCGGCGCGCCGUACCAUCUCCUGCAGCUCGAGCUGAGGGCGCCGUGGGAGUGCCCGGGCGUCGCUUGGCUGGUGCCAGUGAUGACGUUCACGGUACUCACGGGGCUCAACACCGACUACGAUGUGUUUCUGGUCGCCGGCAUCCGGAAAAUGCGAGCCCUCGGCGCCUCCAAUGACGACGCCAUCGUCUCGGGCCUGCGUUCAAACGGCGGCGUCAUCACCACGGCUGGCGCAAUUAUGGCGCUGGCCUUUUCGGGGCUGCUCGCCUCAUCGACGCUCGCGGUGCACCAGGUUGCCUUUGUCGUCGUCCUUGCUGUCCUCGCCGACACGCUUGUCGUCCGCAUGUUGCUGGUCCCCGCCGUCAUGGCUCUGCUCGGCGAGUGGAACUGGUGGCCGACGGCGAUGCGCGACGCCGACGGGCCCUACCUGCCCUUGAGCGAAAAGUCACGGGCCGCGUUGCUGUGA
Messenger RNA from Emiliania huxleyi CCMP1516, 1050 nucleotides. RefSeq lists its product as hypothetical. The transcript is spliced from 4 exons. Bases 1 to 1050 code for a protein of 349 amino acids. NCBI's taxonomy places the organism in Eukaryota, Haptophyta, Isochrysidales, Noelaerhabdaceae. The record is from RefSeq and is a predicted model, not a curated record. Gene Ontology annotation, cellular component: membrane.